AUGGAUUUUGGGGAAGAAGAAAUUCCUAGAGGUUAUAAGUUCAAUCCAACUGAUCACCAACUCAUCGAGUACUACUUAACUCCAAAAGUCCUUGGAAAAGAUAUGGGUUUUUGUUCUUGGUUCUUGUUUGAAAAAGACCUCUAUAACGACUACAGCAAUCCUCUAGUGCUGUUUGAUGAGAUUAAUCAAAACUACGAUAAAAGAUACUUUUGUGAUGAUAAAGAGAAAGGCGAACAAAUUCGCUACUUCUUCACUCCCAUAGUUAGGGUGUCUAAAACCGGCAAGAACAUACGACGAACUACGAGAGAUGGAAAGUGGGGUGAAGACGGUGGUAAAGCGAUUAUACAACCUGGAAUCAAUACUCUUAUCGGCACAAAUAAAUCAUAUAAAUUCUCGUGGAAGGGUGAUUCGGAGUAUGCAAAAAGAGGAAAACAGUCGUCUUGGAUUAUGCACGAGAUUUCGUUGCCUCAAACUUUUUAUGAUUCUCGCGGGAUGAAGGAAGAGUUUGUUGUUUGUUGGAUUAAAAGGAGGGGCGGUGCACAUGCUGACAACCAAAUACUACAACAACCACCACCCUUCCCAGUACCUCAGCCAUCAACAACAACAAUGUUAUCUCCCUCAAUCAGUGCACAUCAGGUACCACGAAAACGACAACGUUUUGAAGAACCAGAUGCUUCCUCGUCUGGAGUCCAAGAUGACAUGUUACAAACUAAUCAGCGGGAUGAUCUUUCGACCUGCAGCUCUACUGAGUCACUCCUACAAGAACAAGACAACUUGGGUGAAUUUGUUGGAUUUCUCGAGGCAGAAUUAGAAGUGAACAAUGAUGAACUAAUGAUGAAUUCAAAGUUUGGAGAGGAUAAUUCUGUUGCUGAAGCCAUGAAGAAAUGUGUACCAGUACCAGCAUCAACAACAAUGUUUACACCUUCCCUGGAUGCAGUACCAACACAACAACCGUGUUAUGACAACGGACCAUACAUGUCAUCACCACUAUGGGUACAAACACCAUCCGCAAAAAUCAUUGCACCUGAAGUAAGACCAGUGCAACCCUCAUACGUUAACUUGCAGCCAUCGACAUCUACAUUACCAAUAAUAACGGCUGAUGCGGGGUCAUUAUUUCAAGCACCAUCAACAGAAAUAUUUUCAUCUACAGAAGUAACACCACUGAAUAAUAAUGACAACUGCUGUGAUAUGAUGGCAGAGUUCAGCCGAACGAGCAUUUUACUGGAUAACCUUGACGACAUAAUCAUGGGUAGGGUGGAAGAUACUGGUGACAAGGAUGAUAUCAACUUUGAUGAAAUUUUCGGAUAA
Molecule: messenger RNA, 1308 nt
Organism: Papaver somniferum (opium poppy)
Lineage: Eukaryota; Viridiplantae; Streptophyta; Magnoliopsida; Ranunculales; Papaveraceae
Product: NAC domain-containing protein 91-like
Exons: 2
Coding region: 1-1308 (435 amino acids)
Biological process (GO): regulation of DNA-templated transcription
Molecular function (GO): DNA binding
Source: RefSeq, a predicted model, not a curated record